Messenger RNA from Maniola jurtina (meadow brown), 6180 nucleotides. RefSeq names its product ubiquitin carboxyl-terminal hydrolase 20 (gene Usp20-33). Lineage: Eukaryota; Metazoa; Arthropoda; Insecta; Lepidoptera; Nymphalidae. The record is from RefSeq and is a predicted model, not a curated record. Gene Ontology annotation, biological process: protein deubiquitination. Bases 272 to 3340 code for a protein of 1022 amino acids. Gene Ontology annotation, molecular function: zinc ion binding; cysteine-type deubiquitinase activity. The transcript is spliced from 21 exons.
UUAAUUACUCUGUGAUUAGCUUGUCUUUGGAUCUGACAUUUUCGCUCGUCACGGAACGUUUUGUGUUGGAAAUUUCUGUAAAUUUAAUUAAAUUAUCACCUUAAAUCCAGAAUGUGGCCCUUUAAUCUUCUGUAUCUAUGUGUUUUCAAUUUCUUUGCACUUUCUCUAAUCGCUAAAAUUUAAGAAAUGGUUGUUUGUGAGACUUCUGUGAUUGAGUAGAUUCUUGUUGGUAUUUACGUAUUUCCUUAGCUACAAAGGUGAAUUUUUCGCAAUGGAUAAAGGCGUGACGUGUGAGCAUCUAAACAGACUUGUUGAUCAUCUCGGAAAGGAGCUAUGGCAGUCGAAGGAGAGCCUGGCCUGCUUUGACUGUGGGUGUCCAGGACCCAACCUCUGGAUAUGCUUGCAACCUGACUGCCAUCAUGUGGGCUGCUCUGAAGUUAAAAAUGACCAUAGCACUAUACACCAAAAGAAUUUUGCAUCGCAUUGUGUUCACAUGAAUGUAUCAACAGAGCGGAUAUGGUGUUAUUUGUGCGAAAAGGAGGUCCACAUCAGAGCAGCACUCGCUCAGGCGAAAUUGGGGUCUGACGCGUCAAUCGUGGAAGAGAUGUCUGUGAGCACCCGUCUGGGCUCUGUCGGGAUCAGCGUCAACUCGGACGAGGAUCUCGAUCCAGAUGACAUGGACUAUGAUGACGAACAACGCCCUAGAGGUCUAGUGGGCCUACAAAAUAUGGGCAACACAUGCUACAUGAACGCGGCGCUGCAAGCGCUAAGCAACACACAACCGCUGACGUCAUACUUCCUCGAGUGCGCCGCCGCGGUUGCGGUGCUGGCGGGGGACAAGAAACCUGGCCUUAGUCGAGCAUACCAAAAAUUAAUUAAAGAAAUGUGGAGUCGGAGGACGAGAGGCUACGUUGUACCUAACAGUAUUCUUUACGGAAUACGAAAUGUCCACCCAAUGUUCCGCGGCUACCAUCAGCAUGAUACGCAGGAGUUCCUUAGGUGCUUUAUGGAUCAGCUUCACGAAGAGCUCAAAGAACCGGUGUGGGACAGCACAUCAGACGACAAGCUGGCUUCGGAGGCUGAAGCGGAACAGAACAACCAGAACAUACACGUACGGCGGAGAGCUGCUUCAUCCGGAGCCAGUGACGCGCCAUACUUCGCUCGCAUGCGACGGAAAUCGCCUGCGCCGUCGUCCUACAGCGAAGCCAGGACCGACGGCUAUCUGAGGGUGCAGUCCCCAUCAGAGGGGGUGUCGCGACAUCGGCGGUCGGCCAGUUUUGCGGGAACACACUUCGCCUAUAACGUGAUCACACACCAGAUCAAUGGUAAUACGGAAACAACUCAGCGCGAUGUCGGCUCAGAGUCGGAGUUGUCUUGUUCGAGUGAGGCCGAGGAGAGAUAUGAGACUUGUUCUAGCGGAGCCAGCGAUGCGCCCGACCCCAGGCCUGAGCCCGCGCCCAACAACACGUGGAGUGCGGGUGGUUCGGGCGGCGGCGGCGACGGCGGUGGCGGUGCGCGCUACCGCAGCAUUAUAUCUGACGUGUUCGACGGGAAACUGCUCUCCUCCGUGCAGUGUCUUAUCUGUGAUAGGGUGUCGACCCGAGUGGAGACGUUCCAGGACCUGUCUCUGCCCAUCCCCUCCAGAGAGCACCUGGCCAUGCUGCGCUGCCAACAGCCUCCGCUCAACCACCACACGCCGCACGGCUCGCAGGAGUCCUGGAUAUGGUGGCUCUUGAGCUGGCUACGGUCGUGGUUCUACGGACCAAUAGUUUCUCUACAGGAUUGUCUGGCCGCAUUCUUCAGUGCUGACGAGCUCAAAGGCGAUAAUAUGUACAGUUGUUCCCGUUGCAAUAAGCUGCGGAACGGCAUAAAGAUGUCUGGCGUGAUCCGUCUGCCGGAGGUGCUGUGCGUGCACCUCAAGCGCUUCCGCCACGAGCUCAUGUCCAGCGCCAAGGUCGCCGCGCGCGUGUCCUUCCCCAUCGUGGAUCUCAAUAUGGCGCCGUACACGCAUAAAGAAUGCACGUCAAAAAUCACCCGCUACUCUCUAUGUGCUGUGAUAUGCCACGCCGGCACAGCGGGGGGAGGUCACUACACGUGCAUGGCGAAGGCGCCUGACGGCCGCUGGUUCGCGUUCGACGACGCGGCCGUCACUCCCCUGCCUCCCCACCACCUGGCGACGUGUGAGGCCUACGUGCUGUUCUACAGAAAAGUAAAUCCUCAGAUGACCAUCCUACGGCAGAAAGCGGCGGAAAUUUUAGAAUCAGCCAGCUCAGAGCCCAAUGAUAUUAAGUUCUACAUCUCUAAACAGUGGAUCAAUAAAUUCAACACGUGGGCAGAGCCGGGGCCUAUAGACAACAGCGACUUUGUGUGUAUCCACGGCGGCGUGCGGCCCGAGCGCGUGCCGCACCUGCCUGCGCUCGCCGCGCGCCUUCCGCAACCGCUGUGGGACUUCCUACAUCGACAUUUCGGCGGCGGACCAGCAGUGUCGCACGCGCACGAGUGCGGCGUGUGCGCGCGCGCUGCGCAGCGCAUGCGUGCGCGGCGGGCGCGGGAACUGGCUGCCUUCGCAGACUUGCAUGCUCUCUUCCAGGAGCAAGAGCGCCCCCUGGCGGUGUACGCCAUCAGUAUGGCGUGGUUCCGGCAGUGGCAGGCCUUCGUGCGUAACAAGGCGCGUCGCCCGCCGCCGCCCGUCGACAAUCGCAGCAUUAUCACCGAACAGGAGAUCGACGGUAAAACAACGUACAUGCUAAAACCUGGUUCCGAUCACGCCCAACUGAGUGAAGAACUGUGGAGGUUCUUUACCGAUAUAUACGGGGGAGGGCCAGAGGUGCGCCUCAAGUCUCCCGCCUCGCCGCUUCCCGACUCUUCGCAACCUGCCUUCACCAACACUAGGAAACUGUCCCGGAAAUACUCUGAGUCCGAUAGAGAGGACUACUGUACCAAGUCAACUUCAGAAAUGAAUAUCCGAGAAUCAAUCCCGGGGUCUCUCCAAAAGAACCAGUCCCUACAAAACAUCAACCGAAGAUUCAAACCGGCCAAAGCUGACUCCGACGAAGAAAUAACCUACCGACACUUCCAAUACAAACGGCACGAGCCCAACGGCAACUAUGACUCGGAUGAGGACAUGGACAUCAGCCCCACCCAAAGUUACACCAACACGGUACGCAUGGAGAACGGAAUAGACAGUUCAGAUCACGAUGCCAACGACAACCUCGUAUUCGUCAAGGAUAAAACUGGACACACGGACACGGAAUUACCAAAUUUAGAUAGUAUAUCCCUCAAAAAUAAGCCCUCGAAAGGGGGUAAAGUGAGAAAAAUGAAAAGACGGACAGUGAAAUGAUUCUAUCUGGCCCUCCAGUUUGUUCACAGGCUGAUGCAGAGGUCCGCGGCCGCGGGCGAGGCCGGCCACUCCUUAACCGGUGACUGGUGUUAAUACAAUGCAUUUAUCGGGUUGAUUCUAACCUAAAAACAUUGGUGUUCUUAUCUUGUAUGGAAAAUUUUAAUAUUUUUCUAUAGAUAUUAUUAUACGUUGGGCCCCAUUCGCGUUUCGCCGUUCCGCUGCCACAUUGGGCCCUGAUUCUCUAUGACAUCGCGUGAAUAAUGCGUUUGUGACGUCAUUUCAGACCACGUGACUUAUCUGUCUGAUUAUAGUGAUGUUCUUUUCCGCAGGAAGCAUUAUGAAAGGGAUACCAACAUAUUUAGAUCUGUCCUUGUGGUGGAAUUAGACACUGACUACUUCUGUUGUACACAAUUUCUAAAUCAAAAUGACAGGUCUUAAUGUAUUGCAAUAUUUUAUAAUGUCCCCUGCAGAAAAGGAUGACGUUCGUUUUAGACUUGUCAAUUGUGUUGAGAGAGUGUAGAACAGAAUAGCCACAAUGGUGUUAAUUCAAAGCCUCAAUAGCUCAACGGUUGAGGAGCAGACUGAAUUUCGAAAUGUCGGCGUUUCAGACCCCAUCCGUUGCACUAUUGUCGUACCUACUCCUAACACAAGCUUUACGCUUAGUUGUUCUAAUUCGUUUCGAGAUUGUGGAAAGUAUUUGACGUCAUAAAUUGCACUUAUAACCCACACUAAUAAGUAAAGUAAUUGAAAAUGACGGCUUGUAAUGGCAGGUUUUUGUAUACAAUACAGAUGAGUGUGAGUAAAGACAAGUUUAGUGUGCGAGUGAGAGGGAUAAUGUGCCGCCAUUUAAGAUUCGUCACUUUAUUGUUGCGGGCUAUACGCGUAUGUCAUGGCGAAUAUGGACCCCGCCCCCAAGCGACAGUGUUGAUUAUUAUGACAUCGUGAUCAUCGCAUUUUGAAUAUAUGAUACUCUUGCUGCAACUGUGUAUUUUGCUAAUAGUCUAGUAGAGUAUCUGUAGUUCACUCUGGUGUCAGUCAGUAGGAAGGAUUGCGAUUAUCACAAUGUCGUUAUCAAAGUUUCGUGCUAGGGUGCUCUGUUUAUGAUUGUUUACCGAGCCAUUAAUGACUUGAAUUGAUUACGGUGCUACAGGCAUAACGCAUAACCGAGUAGGUUCCUGCUGAGGGGUGGUUCCUGCUGACGUGACGUCACGUUGGUGACGUCACGUCACCAACGUGACGUCAUUAACUUGUGGCAACUGUCACCACUCCCGCAUCGCUCCACUACCACAGGAGCCUAUUCAUGUGCUAUUAAAAAAAUCGCAUUUUUGAUAGGUCUAAAACAGGUGCCAUCUUUGUUCACAUGGGAUGUUGUGAAAGAGAUGGCACUAGAAUUUUCAAACCUGUCAAUUAGGAUUAAAAGGUUUAUAUAACCUAAAUAGCACCAUUUUCGUUCAUACCACAUAUACCAAAAACCUUUAGAAAAUUAGUCGGUACUCUACGCGUGUGUAAAUACGAUUGUUACUGUAUUUUUACAGUUUUCUUUUCUACGAUAGAGUUGUUCUAUUUAUAUUUAUAAUGAAAUAAAUGUGCAUGUUUUUAUUUUAUAAUUUUAUUUAAAUCUGUAUUAAAAUAAUUUUGAGCUACAUUCCACGAAAGUUGGCAGAAUGUUUACUUUGUUAGUACAUAUCUAAAUGUUAAAAAAUCUGAGUUUUAGAAUACAAUCUUUUUGUUGAAGGUGUUUAAAUCAAAUGAAAUAUUAAUAGGAACUGCAAUGUAAGUUAAGACUUAAAAGCUGGUUGCGCUCUUAAAAGCAUUCACCGAACGCAACAUAUUUUCUGAAUGUACGAAAAUUCCAAUUACGACAGAAUUAUAAUAUUAUGUAUGUAAGAGCGAUUUGAUCUCGUACAGUUUAUAUAAAUUCGACCAUGUGUUUAUAUUUCGGGUAUCAAAUCGAUAUAACGUUAAAGUAAAAUGGACCUUAAUACAUUAAGAUGUCAUUUUGUGCGGACUACAUUACGAUACACGUGACUUAAGAAGUCCAUUAUCGCACGGCGUCACGAAUAUCGUAUUUUUUAGCUCAUCUGACCUAAACCCACAGUGUUUAUUAUAUUAGUAGUCCAUUUUUGCACAGUAAAAAGGACUACUUAUUUAAAAUUAUUUUAAACAGCGCUGGGUUUUAUUGUGUAUGAAUUUCGGGCAUCUUCCUUUACUUUCAAUAGGCUAUAUUGGGGUUAGCAGCACUUCCUAUGUUCAUGUUUGUUAUGUGAAUGGGGCCUUAACCUGCGGCCUCACACCGCUCGGGGAGGUGUUAGUAUUUUAGUACAAUUUUAGUUCAAAUUCAAGUAUAGUGAUAGGUGCCUACUGCUGCGUUCGGAGUAAACUAGGCUGCUUCAAAUCAAAACCUAAAUAAAGCCUUUUACUUGUUGAGAAUUUCAAGAAAACUGUUCUGAAUUUUCAGUCUUUCCUGGUAUUGUUGAAGUGGAUAAGCGAGUUCCAAGUCUAUUUUGGAAUUUGUGAGAAUUGAAGUCAGCCAGAUGCCAUUUUUAAAGCCUAUUUUCGAACUGAAUAAUAACUACCUAAAUACUUACCUCUUUAUUACAAAAAACUUGUACACUGCUUGUAAAUCGCAAAAUUAUUGUUGUUAGAUAAAAUUGUACUGUAUCCUAUCUGCGAAAUUAAGGUAGUAUAGCGCUUUCUCAGUUACGUACCUAAUAGCUCGUUCACACAGGCUGCGUAAGCGUUGCGUAUGCGUAGACGUAGUGCGUACCAUUGCGUUGUAACGUAUGAAACAUGGCACACCGCUUGCGUAAAGCGUGAACGUAUGCGUAACCCGAUGUGUU